This is a messenger RNA of Alternaria novae-zelandiae, 1005 nucleotides long. RefSeq lists its product as uncharacterized. Gene Ontology annotation, biological process: phenylalanyl-tRNA aminoacylation. The coding region runs from base 1 to 1005 and encodes 334 amino acids. Gene Ontology annotation, cellular component: cytoplasm; mitochondrion. Gene Ontology annotation, molecular function: ATP binding; phenylalanine-tRNA ligase activity; tRNA binding. Lineage: Eukaryota; Fungi; Ascomycota; Dothideomycetes; Pleosporales; Pleosporaceae. The record is from RefSeq and is a predicted model, not a curated record. The transcript has a single exon.
AUGGAGGGAGCAAGAACUUGGGAUCGUCAAAUAGCAGAGAAAGAGGGCAAGACACUUGCGCAGGUCAUCUGGGACGAUGUGGAGAAUAUUCCCAAGCACGAUGUUGCAGUCGAAGACCCAAACCCUCCGUUCCACGCCGAGCGUAACCCACUUCAAACAGGACACUCAGCAGAAGAAGCAGAAGCCAUGGCUGCACACCUGAAACGAAGUCUUGAGGAUAUGGUGGUCACGAUCUUUAAUGCUGCAAAGAGUGCUGCAGAUACUGCCACGUCAGACGAGCCACUAAAGGUACGCUGGGUGGAGGCCUACUUCCCCUUCACAUCACCCUCUUGGGAACUGGAAGUCUUCUGGCAAGGUGACUGGCUCGAAGUGCUCGGCUGCGGCAUCGUGUCACAACCCAUCCUGAACAAUGCCUCGGUUCCCGAUCGUGUAGGGUGGGCUUUUGGCAUAGGUCUCGAACGCAUAGCCAUGUUGCUCUACUCCAUCCCGGACAUACGUCUGUUUUGGUCAAAGGACUCUCGCUUCUUAUCGCAGUUCAGCGAGCAGAAAGCCAUUCGUCGAUUCGAGCCUUUUAGCAAACACCCUGCAUGUUUCAAGGACGUGAGUUUCUGGUUGAAGAGUAGCUCGAAUGCCGCUGGUGGCGCCGCUGCUAUUCAUCCGCCUGCAGGAGGCGCGACUCACAGUUCAUCCACGACAUCCCCCAACCCAUCCUCUGCUCCUACAACUCCAUCUGGCACGCCAAUCCCACCAGCAGCCCCGGCGCCAUCAUCCUCCAGCUUCCACGAAAACGAUGUGAUGGAAAUCGCACGAGAGGUCUGCGGUGAUCUUGUUGAGGAUGUGCGUCUAACGGAUGAAUUCGUGCAUCCAAAGACUGGGCGCAAGAGCAUGUGCUACCGCCUCAACUACCGCAGCUUGGAACGCACACUCACGAACAAGGAGACUAAUGAGCUGCAUGAGCGGAUGAAAGGCAUGCUUGUGGAGAGGCUGGGCGUUGAACUAAGGUAG